AUGUACUUGGACUAUGGCGGGUUCUUGGGACCAUUCAGCGGGCGUGCCGGUGGAUUCGCCCUUGGUGGACUGCGAGGCGGAUUCGGCGGAUUAGGCGGAUUCGGCCUCCGAGGACUAGGAGCCGGCUACGGCUACGGCCUGAACGGCGGGUACGGCGGAUACAGCGGAUACGGCCUCAACGGCGGGUACGGCUUCAACGGCGGAUAUGCCCUUGGCGGACUGAGGGGCGGAUUCGGCGGAUUCGGCCUCCGAGGACUAGGAGCCGGCUACGGCUACGGCCUGAACGGCGGGAAGCACUUCUCCGGAUACGGACUCGGCGGCGGACAGUUCGGUGGAUACAAGAAGCACUUCUCCGGAUACGGACUCGGCGGCGGACAGUUCGGUGGAUACAAGAAGCACUUCUCCAGCUACAGCUACGGACAUUGA
Molecule: messenger RNA, 426 nt
Organism: Pollicipes pollicipes
Lineage: Eukaryota; Metazoa; Arthropoda; Thecostraca; Pollicipedomorpha; Pollicipedidae
Product: acanthoscurrin-2-like
Exons: 3
Coding region: 1-426 (141 amino acids)
Source: RefSeq, a predicted model, not a curated record